CGAUUACCUUGCGGGACGGAGCUGCCGGUAUUGCGCCGCCUUGUUCGCCGUCAUCCCCGGUAAACCGGUCAGACAAGUCGGUGUAAGAGUGUGUGCUCUUCUGGGGGAGCCACCACGGCUAAGGCACCGAGCGAGAGACUGAAAAUCUCCUCUCAGCUGCAGCCAAAGGCUUUGAGGAGCCAUGAUGAGGAAAAUCAUUGAGGUCAUCCUGCUGUCGUCGCUGCUGUUCUUCGCGGUGCACGCGAGGGGAAAACCCCACAGCCCGCCGGGGAAGCCCGCACUGACCAGCUGCCGUUCUCCCGAAAAAGAGACCUUCACCUGCUGGUGGGAGCCCGGCUCUGAUGGGGGGCUGCACACUACCUACGCCCUGUACUAUCGCAAAGAAACCUCUGAGAAGGUGUACGAGUGCCCGGACUACCGCACGGCCGGAGACAACUCCUGCUUCUUUAACAAGAACCACACAGCAAUCUGGGUCCUCUACAACAUCACAGUAGUGGCCACCAAUGCGAAGGGCCAGGCCUUCUCCGACCCCUGGGAAAUAGAUGUGGUGAACAUUGUCAAGCCUCAUCCUCCAGAGAAGGUAACGGUGACUGUAUUGGAGGACAAGCGCUGGCCCUUCCUCCGGGUGUCAUGGGAACCUCCGCAUAAGGCUGACACCCGCUCGGGUUGGAUCACUCUCAUCUACGAGCUCCGCGUCAGGUUGGAGGAGGAGAAUGACUGGGAGAUGCACGUUGCAGGCCAGCAGAAGAUGUUUAACAUUUUCAGCCCGCAGUCAGGUGGUAAAUACCUUGUCGAGGUGCGCUGUAAACCUGAUCAUGGCUUUUGGAGUGAAUGGAGCUCCACUUCCUACAGCAAAGUUCCUGAAUAUUUUCAUCGUGAGACAUCAGCGUGGAUCCUCAUUACAGUCUUUUCUACCUUCACCUUCCUCAUCCUCACGUGGUUGCUACACAUGAACCGACACAAUCUGAAGCAUUGUAUUCUGCCGCCCGUCCCUGGUCCUAAAAUAAAAGGAUUUGAUAAGCAGCUUCUCAAGAAUGGCAAAUCUAACGAGAUCGUCAGUGCACUGUUGGUGCCCGACUUCCCUCCGACUGCAUCAUCUAAUUAUGAGGACCUGCUGGUGGAGUGCUUAGAGGUUUACGUCCCCAAGGAGCGGCAGGUGGUGCUGGAGGAAAGCAAGGAUCUACACGACGGUGGCAUCAAAUCGGAGAACUCCACAUCCGACAGCGACUCCGGCCGAGGCAGCUGCGACAGCCGCACUCUGCUGAUGGACAAGUGCGACGAGGCGAAGGAGGAGGAGGAGGAGGAGAGGCAAACGGAUCUGGAAAGCGGUCGCAUGCAGUCGCAGGUACAGAGGCGCCUGAAGGACUGGGAGGAGGAAGCGUUGACCUAUGCUCAUGGAGACUCGAUCAGCCCUGACAUGUCCAGUGGGAGGGUGAAGACCUGGCCCUCUGUGUUCUCUCCACUGCCCCAGUACAGCUCAAGCCCGCUGGACCAACAGAGCUCACUUGAGAUGUCGAAACAGCAUUCCCUCUCCACCUCCUCCUACCUCACCGGGCCCGGCCACGGCGCCAGGGAGGCUCUAGGACAGAACUACUUUUUCUUGAGCAGCAAGCAGCCUCAUUUGCUCAAUCCCCACACGCCGGUCGCCCGAGAACUCCAGGUCCACAGCGACGUCGACAUCUCCAGAGUCGGCCUCAAACAGGCUCCUGCUGGUCUGCGGUCGCCCGCCCCCCGCACCACCGAGUACGUUGAAGUCCAGAGGGUCAACCAUGAGGAUAUGGUGCUUCUCCAGCCCGUUGUGUCGGGCUGCGGCCGCACGGAAGGCCGCUCCCAGAUGCCCCAGGGGGAGGUCUACAGCAAGGUGAAGUCGGUGGAUAGUGAGAACAUAUUGCUGCUCCAGAGAGAGGGGAUGGAAGAAGACUGGUGUCCUUCUGUGGACCAGGAGACGAAUGAAGAGACUGGGAACUGCUACGCAUCGUACACAGUUAGCGCUACGCAGAAGCCUUCAGCCUGCAUUUACACUGCCAUGCCGAUACAGGACGAAACGGCCCUGACAGUGAAUGGCUAUGUUGACACUGCUACCAUGUGCACACUGAACACUUGCUAGGUGACCCGUAAGCCCAACUGGCAGGUCUAGGACACUGCAAGACCUGUUUUGAGGAAAAAAAGACAAAAACUAGAAGACUCAGACAUUAAGUAACAACUUCUUCUCACGUAUGAUACGUAUUUUCUCUAAUUACACUGCAGUUACACGUUUUGAGAA
Messenger RNA from Anoplopoma fimbria (sablefish), 2263 nucleotides. It is a transcript of the gene prlra, whose product is annotated as prolactin receptor a. The record is from RefSeq and is a predicted model, not a curated record. The coding region runs from base 182 to 2107 and encodes 641 amino acids. The transcript has 9 exons. Gene Ontology annotation, cellular component: signaling receptor complex; external side of plasma membrane. Gene Ontology annotation, biological process: cytokine-mediated signaling pathway. Gene Ontology annotation, molecular function: cytokine binding; cytokine receptor activity. NCBI's taxonomy places the organism in Eukaryota, Metazoa, Chordata, Actinopteri, Perciformes, Anoplopomatidae.